GGUUUUCUGACAGAGAUGGAGAAGAGUACUAAAAGAGCUUAAAUUUGGGCGCUUAGCCAUUUCUCUCUCUCAUCUCUUUCCCCAAUUCUCCUCCCCCUGUUUUUAGGGUUUUCUCCUUUGGUUGCUUCUUCUAGUUUUUGAGCUUCCAUAAUGAGCAACGCUAAAGAUAACUUCAACGUCGCCGAUCUUACUGCUGCUUUGAAUGCUGAGGACAGAGAUGACCUUGUUAAUGUUCUCAAAAAUAAGCUACAGGGCCUAACUGGGAAGCACUCAAACGUGCUAGAGAAUUUAUCUCCCAAUGUUAGAAAACGAGUUGAGGUUCUUAGGGAGAUUCAGACUCAACAUGAUGAAUUGGAGGCAAAGUUUUUUGAGGAGAGAGCAGCCCUUGAAGCCAAGUACCAGAAGCAGUAUCAGCCCCUUUAUGCAAAGAGAUCUGAAAUUGUUAAUGGAGUUGUUGAAGUUGAUGGUGAGGCAACUCAGACUGCUGCAGCAGAUGAGGAAGAGGAUAAAGACUCAGUCGAGAAAGGAGUUCCUGAUUUCUGGGUCACAGCAAUGAAGAAUAAUGAAGUGUUAGCUGAAGAGAUUACUGAGCGAGAUGAAGGAGCUCUCAAAUUUCUCAAGGAUAUAAAGUGGUCUAGGAUUGAAAAUCCAAAGGGUUUUAAGCUUGAAUUUUUCUUCGAGACUAAUCCCUACUUCACAAACACUGUGCUCACCAAGACGUAUCACAUGAUUGAUGAAGAUGAACCAAUUUUGGAGAAGGCAAUAGGGACCGAGAUUGAAUGGCAUCCAGGUAAAUGCUUGACACAAAAGAUUCUGAAGAAGAAGCCAAAGAAGGGGUCAAAGAACUCCAAACCUAUCACUAAAAUAGAACAAUGUGAAAGUUUUUUCAACUUCUUUAGUCCACCUCAAGUACCAGAUGACGAAGAAGAUAUUGACGAAGAUGCUGCUGAAGAACUUCAAAAUUUGAUGGAACAAGACUAUGAUAUUGGGUCAACUAUCCGAGAUAAGAUUAUUCCACAUGCAGUUUCAUGGUUUACUGGGGAAGCUGCUCAGGAUGAAGAUUACAUUGACUUAGAAGAUGAUGAGGAUGAAGAAGAUGAUGAAGAUGAAGAUGAGGAUGAAGAGGAUGAGGAAGAGGAGGAUGAAGAUGAAGAUGAUGACGACGAGGAUGAACAUGUUACAAAGACCAAGAAGAAGUCAUCUGCUGGGCGCAAGAGGAGUGGAGGAGCACCUGCAGCUGAUGGUCAGCCCGGUGAGAGACCACCUGAGUGCAAGCAACAGUAGCCAUUUGCUUGGAGCUGUUUCAAAAUCAUGGUCUUGAAAAUUGGAUGGUGUAGUGAAGAGAUUGUGCCAUUGGUUGUUUGUUAUAUAUGGAGUAUGUUAGAACAAUUUAUUGAGUCAUUUUUCUUUUCUUUCCAAUAUCUUCUGGUUUAUACUUUACAGUUUACCCUUUUUGUAGUGUGGGUGAGAUGCAAGUUGUGGUAGAAAUAGUGAGAUGUGUUAUGAUUUAUUAAAUUGUCAUGGCUUCAGAAGUUGAUUAAAACUAAUCUUCAUUACAGGGUUUAUUUUCCAGGUU
Molecule: messenger RNA, 1576 nt
Organism: Nicotiana tabacum (common tobacco)
Lineage: Eukaryota; Viridiplantae; Streptophyta; Magnoliopsida; Solanales; Solanaceae
Source: RefSeq, a predicted model, not a curated record